AUGAGCACAACCAAAGAGGCCAGCGUCAGAGUCGGCAUCGCCAACACGGAAGAGGACAUAGAAAUGUCGAAGCCAGACACCCUUGAUGCCAACGAUUUCGUCAUCGGCAGCAUCCAGCCCGAAUACAGCGACGCGUACAUGCGGCGCCUUCGCUGGAAAAUCGACCUCUUCCUCCUUCCGCUCAUGUGGUUCUGCUACGGCACCCAACAAGCCGACAAGACCUCUAUAUCUGUGCAGGCUGUCUUUGGGAUCCGCGAAGACACCCAUCUCAAACUGCACACGGGGAAGUUCCUAUCCGUUGUCAUUGUCCUCUGGGGCAUGAUUGUGCUAUGCGUCGCGUUUGCGAAGAACUGGGCGCAUCUCAUGGUCUUGCGGACAUUACAGGGGGCGCUGGAGUGCACGAUCAGCCCGACAUUCAUGUUGCUGACAGGGAGUUGGUAUACGAGUCGGGAGCAUACGCUGCGCUCGCUCAUCUGGGGAACGAGUAACGCAGGAAUCUCCUUCUUCCUCGGCGGCCUCACAAUCUUCUGCGGGAUCAUGGUCUGGUUCAUCCUCGGUACGCCUCGCGAGGUGCGCUGGCUCUCUGAAGAAGAGAAAAAUGCGGCCAUUGUCCGUGUGAUGACCAACCAGACGGGCUCAGACCGCGAGAAGCGCUCCGAGUUCAGAUGGGAGCAGGUAUGGUCUGCCUUUAGAGAUCCCUUGACGGACUUUUUCUUUUUCGUGACGAUUGUUAAUGCCCUGCCCAAUGGGCGAACACGACAUUCUCGAAACUCAUCUGGAAGUCUUUUGGGUUCUCGUCUCUUGAGACGCUGCUCAAGGGCUCAACGCCGUACUACGCCGUCAGCAUUGUGUGAUUCCUCAUUGUUGGUUUUCAUGAUGAUGGGCUCCCUCGUCCCAGCUUUUGUUGGCGUGAUCGCCCUUUCCCAGCUCCCGACAGAUAGCAUGCAAUGGACAAGAUGGGGGAUGUACAUCAUGCAGGUGUUUGGCACCUUGCCUGGCUUGAUGAUAUGGACCUUCCUUCCCUCCAACGUUGCUGGCCGGACUAAGAAAACUGUCAUCUCAACGGUCCUCUUUAUCGCCUAUUGUGUUGGCAAAGCCGUUGGUGCGCAGAUGAUGGUUCCAUCGGAUGCACCAAAGUAUACCCGCGGCAUCACGGCGUGCGGGGUGUUGACCUAUUGUCCAGAAGACAACCCAAAAGAAUUCAAGAAGUUUAAGAUAGAAAGUCAUACUUGUAAGAGACGUGUCCAGGCAAGCAUUUCCAACUCGGCCAAAAAGGUCACUAUGAUCAGACCCCGUAGCCUGAUUUGCCUUGAUUGCACCUAUAACUGGCCCGCUGUUACAAUAGCUGCCUAA
Aspergillus nidulans FGSC A4 is the source of this 1353-nucleotide messenger RNA. RefSeq lists its product as uncharacterized. The coding region runs from base 1 to 1353 and encodes 450 amino acids. The transcript is spliced from 6 exons. Gene Ontology annotation, cellular component: membrane. Gene Ontology annotation, biological process: transmembrane transport. The record is from RefSeq and is a predicted model, not a curated record. Lineage: Eukaryota; Fungi; Ascomycota; Eurotiomycetes; Eurotiales; Aspergillaceae.